AUGAGCGAAGAAACAGCUUAAGUUAAAUAAAAGUGUAAAAAAGCUCCAAAGAAGAAGGCAGAAUCAAAAACCACCUAAAAUUCAGAUCCUCCUGCUGUUACUUAAAUAGACAAAAAAAAAAAACAAAAGCCUUCAAAAAAGGUAUAAUGA
Molecule: messenger RNA, 150 nt
Organism: Paramecium sonneborni
Lineage: Eukaryota; Ciliophora; Oligohymenophorea; Peniculida; Parameciidae
Source: the annotation of a GenBank genome assembly